AUGAGCCUCCCGAUCUUGGAGCUACCCACGGAGAUCAUCCAAUUGAUCUUGCAUCAUGCCUGUCUCUCACGUGGCCUGCAGCGAGGGCUACGCCUGAAGCUCGUAUGCAAGCUCUUCAAAGAUCUUAUCGGCGCCUCUAUCAUAGAGGGGCUUCUGUUGGCUCAAAAAGAGUAUGGGUUCUUGUAUUGGAGGCGGCUUCCAGAAUCGCUAAAGGGUAGACCUCCCUUGCUAUGCCAUUGGAGAGUGCAGGAGAAUUACGGGACAGAGAACCUAUGGCAUGCAUAUUGCGUCCAAAGAACCCGAGUUGAGACGGACCCGGGGGACCCUUUUACGCGCUUGAGACAGCUGGCGGAGGACUGGUGCAAGGAGACUGGAGCCGAUAUCGAAACUACUAUCUCAGAACUUUGCUGGUUGACUUUAUCCGAGUUUCAUGGCGGGAUCGCCUUCCCGUCAAUGGGCACGAGAACUGAGGCAUCUCAAGGACUACUUGUUCUUGCAGUCCAUUUCAACAACCAAUCUCUUGUCAAGACCCUUUUACAAAACCACAAGUGGCCCUUUAAGUAUCCUUUUGGCAAGACCGAUCUCUUGCCUUCUCCUUGGCAAGUUGCCGUUGAAGCUGGGAAUCUUGAGGUCGUUAAGCUAUUACUUGAGGCUAUGACCGAUGAAACAAUACUCCCUCCUCAUAUACAAAAUCGAGCCGAGUCACCUUUAACACGGGCAUUCACAGAACGUUGUGCUGUUCAUGCUGCAGCACAUGGCGGAAACAUCGACGUUGCCCAGGAAGUCUUGACCCAAUUACGUGACUGCACCUUCAUCGUCGCGCCAAUGGAAACGUUGAUUCCUGUGCGAUACACCUCUGAAGAACACAAGUACAAAUUUGCGACACAGAACUGGGAGGUUCACAAGUAUGUCUGCGACUGGGUUGACGCCGCUGUUUCCGACUAUCGCUUUGUGAUUCUUCAUUGCUGGCUGGGCAACGUGGAAAUGGUGCGGAAUCUUCUCGAUGCAGGAGCCGAGGUCGACGGUUCUGUCUGGGACAAGCAAGUUCCUCUGGCAGUGGCGGCCCGAGCUUGCCAUGUAGAGGUGGUUGAACUUCUCCUUGAACGGGGCGCGAACCCCAGCAGCAGCGAGUACAUGCUCGGCUACCCGUUGAUGGCAGCUGCAGCUGGCGGGAGCUUGGCUAUUGUGAGAAAGCUGCUGGAUCACGGGGCUAUUGCCGACCUCAGGGAAUGUUCGACCUUGAAAGCUUUCGGGACUGAUCCGUGCAAUAUUGAACCCAUUUUCAGAGCGUUGGCUACACUCAAGGACCCAUCCGGGCUACACAUGACAAGGUCACCUCGGGAUAGCCCCGCUUUGCACCAGCAGGCGAGCUUCUGA
Colletotrichum aenigma is the source of this 1377-nucleotide messenger RNA. It is a transcript of the gene Asb12, whose product is annotated as Ankyrin repeat and SOCS box protein 12. Gene Ontology annotation, cellular component: membrane; axon initial segment; synapse. The transcript has 4 exons. Lineage: Eukaryota; Fungi; Ascomycota; Sordariomycetes; Glomerellales; Glomerellaceae. The record is from RefSeq and is a predicted model, not a curated record. Gene Ontology annotation, molecular function: transmembrane transporter binding. Gene Ontology annotation, biological process: negative regulation of delayed rectifier potassium channel activity; neuronal action potential. The coding region runs from base 1 to 1377 and encodes 458 amino acids.